UCCUUUCACUAUUGAAAUUUUGAAGUCUCAUAAAAAUAGGAAACUGAUAAAGAUAGCUAAUUUUUUAAGGUGAUCAUAUGUAAAUUUACUAAGAAAAAACGCACGUUUUUAUUGAUUUUUCCUGAAAAUGGUUUAUUUCAUUGUUUUCUUAAUAAUUUGCUUAUUAGUUUUAAUAUUAUAUUUCAAGCUAUCUGCAGGAGUGUGUAAAAAUAAAAAUUCUAUGGAAGGAAAAGUGAUAAUAGUAACAGGAGCUAACUCCGGAAUAGGAUUUGAAACGGCUCGUGAGUUGGCAGCACGAGGAGGCAGGAUUAUCUUAGCUUGUCGUAAUGUAGAAAAAGGUCAAGAGGCUGUUAAGAAGAUAAUUAAUUCCACUAAAAAUUCGAAUGUAUGCAUAAAGCAAAUAAACCUGGCCUCCUUGAACUCGGUGAGAAAAUUUGCCGACGAAAUCAACAGUACGGAAAAGAGACUGGAUGUCCUUAUCCACAACUCAGGAGUAUAUUGUACAGGAUUGAAGUUUACAGAAGAUAGUUUAGAAGAACAGUUUGCUACAAAUUACUUUGGUCCAUUUUUGUUAAACCAUUUACUUUUAGACCUGCUCAAGAGAUCCGCUCCUUCUCGCAUAAUUGUUGUAUCUUCUUUUGCAUAUAGAACAAGUAAUCUUGAUUUGGAAAAUAUGAAUUGCGAGAAACAUAUUAACAGUACAUUUUUGACAUACAGUAAUACUAAAUUAGCAAAUAUUUUAUUUGUGCACGAACUGUCUAAGAAGUUAAAUGGAACUGGAGUUACUGCUAACUCACUACAUCCAGGAUUAGUUAAAACAGGAAUAUUCCGUAACACUCCGUGGUACACAAAAUUUAUAAUACUACCAAUAAUUUAUCCCUUUUUGAAAGACCCUAAAAGUGGAGCACAGACAACAAUAUAUUUAGCUACGGACGACAGUGUCAGAGACACAUCAGGGAAGUAUUUCGCUGAUUGUAAACCAGCAUGGAUAUUACCAGGUGCUAGAGAUGAUAUCAAAAGCAAAGAAUUGUGGGGAAAAUCUGAAAUUUUAACGAAAAUUAAAUAAUUUUAAAUUAAAAAUACUUGCAUCCGUUGCAUUUUUGUAAAUAUUUAAACAACAGCAGAAAACUAAAUUGAAAUUCGGUUAUUGCUGAACUUGAAGAUCAUAUGAACUAUUUGAGUUUGUCAUUAAUUUCCAACAUUCUGUACAGAGGCGAAAUACAGCGCGUUUUGGGAAUAAUUUUAUAGAGUGCAAAGUAUGUAUAUGAUAUUCA
Messenger RNA from Parasteatoda tepidariorum (common house spider), 1274 nucleotides. The record is from RefSeq and is a predicted model, not a curated record. Lineage: Eukaryota; Metazoa; Arthropoda; Arachnida; Araneae; Theridiidae.